GGGGCACCAGUGGGGGGAGGUGGGCUGCAGGUCUGGAGUGAGUGACUGUGGUGAAGCUCGGGAGGAGCAUGUGGGGCAGAGCUGGGACAGCAAGGAGCUGCAGGUUGGGCAUAAGAGGCACCAUUCCUGUCCCUCACCCCACUGACUCUCUCCUCCCAGGCUAUGGCCAUACGGUGCCCCUGUCGGAUGGGGGGAAGGUAUUCUGCAUCCUCUCUCCCCUGCUGGGGCUCCCAGCCUCCCUGCUCCUGGCCACCUGUCUCCUGCAGCCACUGAUGGAGCUGUUAAGCCACCGGCCUGUGCGGUAUCUCCACACCCACUGGGGCAUCUCACCAGGCCAUGCUGCACUGGGCCACGCAACUGCCAUGGGACUGUGUGUGCUGGGGCUUUUUAUCCUGCUCCCAGCCCUCUGCUUCUGGGCCCUGGAGAACGGCUGGACCUUCCUGGAGUCCGUUUACUUCUGCUUCAUCUCACUUAGCACCAUUGGGCUUGGGGACUACGUGCCAGGUCACAGCAGCCACCCCUCGCUGCGCCAUCUCUACAAAAUCAGCAUCACCUGUUACCUUCUCGUGGGGCUCUUGGCCAUGUUGCUGGCCCUGGAGACCAUCUAUGAGCUGCGUGAGACCCACAACCUUAUCCGAUUCUUUGCUCCUCCCCGGGUCCCUGCCUGCCCCUCCAGUGAGGAUGAUGACCGGCUUGAGAUCCUGAGCUGUGACCAGCUGGGCCUGGCUACUGUUUGUGGUGCCCCCCCCUCUGGGAGCCAACCAGACAAGGAGGCUGAUGAGACAGUAACAUCCCCUGACAGCCCAACUGGGUAACCCCCUUGGACAAUGUGUUGUCUCCCUCCCAUGCAUCAAUAAAUGAAGCUGUACAGAAUAGUCACUGACAGUGGACAUGGGGGUGCCAGGUUGGUAACUUUACCAUUGGUCUGUUCUGGGGGGCAGAUAUGGGCUGGAAAGGCUCAUUAGGGGGGAAUAUUGGGGUGGCUCGCCCUGUGGUUUGGAUCUGGGGCAGCAGAGAGAGGAGACACUGGGGUGGAAGGGCCCAGAGGUGUGACGCCAGAGUUGCAAAGGGAGAGGGAGAUACUGACUGAAUGGGGAUGGGAAUACACUAGGGAUGUUAAAUAUCGGUUAAUUGAAUUGUCUAUUAACCUCAUGAA
This is a messenger RNA of Pelodiscus sinensis (Chinese soft-shelled turtle), 1156 nucleotides long. Lineage: Eukaryota; Metazoa; Chordata; Testudines; Trionychidae. The record is from RefSeq and is a predicted model, not a curated record.